AGUGGGUCAAUACCGAAAAAUGGCGGUGAUAGCUUUGUUGUACAUUAGUCAAUGUCAAUUAUUGCCAGGAUUAGGGACAUAAGUUUUGUUUUGUGGUGUUAUUUUUUUACACUGCACAAAUUCUGAGAUCUGUGUGCACCAAUGUCGGUGAUCACUACGUCUGUAUCUGGCCUUUCCUCAAUUUUGAAGAGCCCAGGAUUUCGAAAACGGAACACAGAACAACGUGUUCGCUUCAGGCUGCCCGAGAGCCUUAAAACUGUUUUGCUGGAUUUCAUCAACAGAAGGAACAUAAAAGCUUAUGAAGAAUUGAUUUAUACAAUUAGAGAUGGAGAUAUCCAGGACAGUAAUUUGAUGCAAUUAUUGACAGAAGUCCAGGAAUGUAUUUCUCUUAUGGACAAGGAGCUGAAGCAUUUUGUUGAAGCUCUGUUGAUGUUGGACUGGGUGCACCGAAACAGCGAGAUUGUGAAGAAAUUUCAGGAGUUCCUACUGAACCUGCUGUCAGCCCAUAAUUAUUAUACAAAGAGUGCCCUUGAGAAGUUAAUGCCAAUUUUCAAAUCAGUUGGUUUUGAAGAGGAGUGGACAAAUGGAGUUUCUACAAAGAAAGAGGUGUUUGUGUUUGAUCAUGCCCAUGCUGUCUUGAGGGUUUUGCUGCAAGUGAUGCCAAUGGCUUGUGAUGUCUUGGUACAGGUUGUGGUGAAACAUUUCCCAUAUCUCCGUCGUUCCAGCCAUGAACAUGAAUGCUUCAUUUACAACAUGCUCAAGAUAACUGAGUACCAGCCCAAGUUGAGGUUAGAAUUUCUUCUCAUCAUCUUCAAGAGGUUGGUUUCACUGGAUGUAUAUGCUCCAAAAGAGGAAGUUUUGGAACAAGAAGAGGUUGAAGAAUGUUUUGAAAUGGACGUUGAAGAAGCAGAGGUGAAUGAAGAAGCUGCUCAGAGCCAGCGUGUAGGUAUGAAACACCCUAUAGCGAACAAUCUGGAUAUUUCGAUGGUGCAGGUGUUUAUGUAUCUGCGUUCAGAGUGCCAUGAUGGUGACGGACAGCUAGACUGGGAGAGGACAAAGCGGCUGUACCAUGACCUAGUCACAGUGUUCGAGCAAGUUGUCUUGUCAACCCAUGCUACACAUCAUGUGCAGUUCCUUCUGUUUUACAUCUGUAGCUUCAAGGUGACUUUAGCAGAAACUUUUCUGAACUUUCUGUGGCAUAAAGUGGUGUCUCCCAAUGUGCCGUCCAUUGUUCGGCAAUCAGCAAUCAUGUACAUGGGCAGCCUGCUGUGUAGGGCAUCUUACAUAAACAUCAGCAUGUUGAAGGCUUCAAUAUCUGAAAUGUCUACUUGGAUACACAAAUACAUAUCCAGUCAGGAUGGGCUGGAGUACAUCAAUUCAGAUGUACGAGUCCACUGUGUGUUCUAUACAGUGUGUCAGACAUUGUUCUAUGUCAUAGCCUUCAGACACUGUGACCUCGUUCAUACUAAGAAAAAUCUCACAUUUCUGCAGAGCUUAAACCUGACGAAAAUGGUGACCUGCAGGCUGAAUCCGUUGAAAGUUUGUUUGCCGGUUGUGGCUCAAAAUUUUGCUGCUGUGACUCGAACAUAUCAACUGGCAUACUGUUACUCUGUCCUGCAACACAAUGCUCGCUACAGCAUGCCAGUGAUACAUCAAGACAAGGGAUGUGCUGUCACCAGGGAAUCAACCUUACUUGAUACAUUUUUUCCAUUCGAUCCUUUCAUUUUAUGCAGGUCAGUAAAUUGUUCUCAUAAUAUACUAUUCACCACAAACUGGCAUUUAAACCUGCCUUUAUUUUUAAGUUACUGCUGUAUCCUGUCAGCAGGGACCUUUAUGCCCAGGUUAAGAAGCAAAGAGUGUUGAAAGUCAAAUACUGUACAUGAUUAUGUCACCUUGUAGCUUCUGCAUCCAAAGCCAGCCAUGAAAUAUCAGC
Molecule: messenger RNA, 1933 nt
Organism: Cryptotermes secundus
Lineage: Eukaryota; Metazoa; Arthropoda; Insecta; Blattodea; Kalotermitidae
Gene: Tif-IA
Product: RNA polymerase I-specific transcription initiation factor RRN3
Exons: 8
Coding region: 142-1863 (573 amino acids)
Biological process (GO): transcription initiation at RNA polymerase I promoter
Cellular component (GO): nucleus
Molecular function (GO): RNA polymerase I core binding; RNA polymerase I general transcription initiation factor activity
Source: RefSeq, a predicted model, not a curated record